Messenger RNA from Saccostrea cuccullata (small rock oyster), 1149 nucleotides. RefSeq names its product E3 ubiquitin-protein ligase RNF123-like. NCBI's taxonomy places the organism in Eukaryota, Metazoa, Mollusca, Bivalvia, Ostreida, Ostreidae. The transcript has 7 exons. Bases 9 to 941 code for a protein of 310 amino acids. Gene Ontology annotation, cellular component: cytoplasm. Gene Ontology annotation, molecular function: ubiquitin-protein transferase activity. The record is from RefSeq and is a predicted model, not a curated record.
GUCCUUCUAUGGUGCUACAACAAAUCUUCAAAGAGAUAUUACUGACUGAUACAGAAACAGCCACUAAGUUCCUAGACACAUUGAUCAAUCAGUUGAACUGGUCUUUUUCUGAAUUCAUUGGAUUAAUGCAAGAGAUUCAGCAGCGGGUUUCGAGAACCGAGUUGCGUAUUUUGGAGGCUCGUAAUCUGAAGAUCUGUGCCACGUGUUUUGAGAUCGCCGUCUGUCUGAUGAGGGUCCUGGAGAUGGUGGUCUGUGUCGCUCCGGAGACCGUGUUAGAUUUCUCCCGAGACUCCGCGGAACUGCUGCUGGGGAGGCUAGUACAGCUUCUAUGUCACGUGCUGAACCGAGUGACGAGUAAGAGUGGGGUAUUUUGUACCGUGAUCAGUCACUCUAUCCAGGGGUUGGAGGGCGUGUCACAUUACCCCAUACUGGCCGUGACAGUGGGGGUCCUCAAUCAGCUUGUGAUGAAAUCCAGUGAGAAAAGCCAGAAGAAAGUGAUAUCAUGUUUGCUGUCUGACCCUGCCUUCCAGAUCUCCACCCUGGAGUUCACCCUGGGGACUCCCCUCCCCCUAGCCUCACCCAGUACUGUGCCAAAGGGGAAGAAAGACAAGGAAAAGAUUUUCAAUUUCGAAACAUGUGAAGAAAUGAGUGAAAAUGAAACCAAAGCUGUGAGAGAUCUAAUCAGCUUCAUCAAAAAUAAGCAGGAGAGCUUUGAGGAAUCUUGCGAGAAUAUCAAAGAAGAAGACCUGUGUACAAUAUGCUACGCCAACCCUAUCUCGGCAGUGUUUAAACCAUGUGGACACCAGUCCUGCAGAACGUGCAUCAGUCAUCAAAUGAUGGGAAAGAAGGAAUGCUUCUUCUGCAAAAUAAUCAUAACUGCUGUGAAUGACCUUCAGGGUCACCAGAUUCUGACCAAUCAAACUGCAGGAACUGAAUCAUGAGUCUGGAGCCUGAUUUGCUGAUGCAGGAAAGGGAGAUUACUCUGCUGUGUUCCACAAAUAGCUACUGCCACUUCUCAUUGUGUGUUUGUUUUACCUAUUAUUUAUUUGUUAAAGUUACUUUUUUUUUAAACUUCCAAAUUUUUCAUAUUGACUAUAUUUUUUGAACCAAUAAUUAUCUUUGAACUAAAAACAAUCAAGUCAAACUAAG